AUGACGUGUUCGACGUUCUGUGCCGUACUCCUGCUGGCCGCCCUGGUUUCAUCCUCCCAGGCCCGCCGAGACGCCGAGGUGUGGUAUGAAGAUGUCGCGAUAGGCGAGGAUGUGUCCGUCGGCAGCACAGUCAAACACCUGCGAGACGUCGUUAACGCCAGCGCUGUAGAAGCAAAUGGAACGUCCUGGGCAGUGAACAUCACCAGGGGCAACGGUUUGGGACGGUUUGAGGUUGUUCCUGAGAACCUGACGCUAACCGUGGUCGCGCCGCUGGACUUUGAGUACAGCCCGCGGUACAACCUGUCCCUGGAGCUGAUAGACACAGCAGACAACAGCGUCUGGCUCGUGAACCUCGUCAUCGUGAUCGUGGACGUGCCGGGAUACCCGCCGUACUACGACAAGCGGUGCGAAACACCAGUUAUUCCUGAUGAUGGUACGAAUGAGAACAAUGUACUGAGCAGCACUAAUGGAUCGUACGAUGUCUUCAUCAAUGGGGAUAAAUUUGAACAGUAUACGGCCGACUUCCUCCUCUAUUGGCGUGUUCAGGCCAUUGAUGUUACCAUGGAAGACUGCUCCAUCCGACUGUGUGUUGCUAUGGACCAAUGGUUGAGGGAUUUAGGAUUGAUCCUGAUGCCACUUAGUACCGUGCCUGCGAAUAAAGGCAGAAUCGAGUUUUCAUGUCGCGACAGGCAGCUCAAAAGUAAGGGCAAGUUUGUAUUCUUGGACCCUUCUAUUGACGACGAUUUGCCCGGCUGGGCACAGGGUGGUCAGUGCGAUAUGGCGGCAAAAAGGCUGGUCCCGCUUGUUUUGUUUGUAGAUAUUAAUGAGAUAUGGUCCACUUCGUCCUACAGUGUACAAUGUAGCGCUAACGUCGCACUUGUGACAAGUCCAAUUCUCGUGGACUUCAUAUUCCAGUACGAUGUUACAGGAUGUUCCGAGGGCAGGUACGGUCUGUACUGUGACAAAGACUGUAUUUGUAAGAACGGGGCCCGUUGCCAUGGCUUUAACGGUGCGUGUGAGUGCCGCCCGGGAUGGAGAGGGAGGGUCUGUGACAUCCCCUGGCCUGAGGUCGUCAUCGUAGAGACACCUGGCGAUUCAGUCGUGAAGUACAUCGGUACCAACCUGACUCUGACCUGCCUGGCUCCACACAUCCGCGUAGCAAAUAUGACGUGGGUUUAUCAGGCAGAAAACACCCACACUGACAAACUAAUCAUUGAAGAAGGGACAGUGCAAAACAGUUCCAUCAACUUCCAGCCGAUCAUGGAAAUAGCCAAUGGUGAAUAUGCGUGUGUGGUAGAAGCUGUAGGUGGUGAAGUGGCCAAUGCAACUUUCGUCCUCAACGCUACCAAAUGCCCACCAGGCCGUUGGGGUGAAGUUUGUCAGCAGGUGUGCGACUGUCAGUUCGGAGGGACGUGUGACAGGUGGGAGGGUUGUCUGUGUCCUCCCGGUCGUCAUGGAGACAGGUGUGAAUAUGUCUGCGCACCUGGAACAUUCGGAUGGAACUGCAGCACGGACUGUCAUUGUCAGAACAACGCCUCGUGCGAUCCAGUCAAUGGUACCUGUUUCUGUGCAGAGGGGCAGUGGGGUGAAUUUUGUGAGAAUGCCCCCAAUCCUGAAAAUAAUAACCAAGUCGUCGUCAAAGUGCUGGCUUCCGUUAUCCCUGCCAUGUUUAUAGUCUGUUGUAUCGUGAUUGUGACCCUGGCAAGACGGCGUGCCGGGCUGCAUAAAAAUGACACAGCGGACGUAGAAAUGGAGACCCUGCCGUCACCAUGGGAACUGGACAAACAGGACAUUCAUUUCGAGCAUAUGAUCGGCGAGGGAGAGUUCGGCCACGUCGUGCGGGGAAGACUGCGCGUUCCCGAGGGCUACCAGGUUUUGGUGGCCGCCAAGAGUAUCCGGCCUGACCGCAUGACAGCGUCGGCUGUCCGCGACUUUCGCCGCGAGAUGGACAUCCUCGCCAGAAUACACGAGGACAAGGAUGGACACCCGAACGUGGUCAAGUUUUACGGGGUUCUGACUAAAUCGGAGCCACAAUACAUUGUUGUGGAGUACGCGACAAAUGAAGAACUGCGGCGGUACCUGUGGAGUCUGAGAGAACAGUUCAAGGUGACAGGACACAGGAAACUGUUAGAACGACUCGGGUUUGCUUCUGGCGUUGCCAGUGGGUUAUCGGAGCUGGCACGUCUGAAGAUCGUGCACAGGGACAUCGCAGCCCGUAACGUCGUCGUCAGCGACAGAAGGGUGGCCAAGAUCGCGGAUUUCGGGCUGUCGCGCGACGUUUACGUGUCGUCGGCGUACAAACGCACCAACCAGGGCGGGGAGGAGGAGCUGUUGCCACUGAAGUGGAUGGCCCUGGAGUCGUUACGGGACGGGGUGUACACGUGCGAGAGUGACGUGUGGUCGUACGGUGUCCUGCUGUGGGAGAUCGCCAGCUUUGGGGAGGAGCCGCGCUAUGCUGGCGGCCCGAUGCACCCGGACGUGUGCACACUGUUGGAGCUGCUGAGGAAAGGAGUCCGCCUGCAACAGCCGGAGAACUGUCCGCUGUCGGUGUACCGCAUCAUCAGGUCCUGCUGGAUAGUGGACCCGUCGAAGCGACCGACUCCUGAGGAGCUGUUGCAAAAGAUCGACCAGCUGAGGCCACGGAGGGAUGCUGCUCACCUCGUUGAUCAUGGCAUUUCAUGGCAAUGACGUUUUUUCUAUAGGCAUCUGUAGUACUAGUUAUUCAAACAGUUUAAGUUUCUUCUACAGGCAAUUAUUUUCUAUAGGCUUCUAUAUGCAGAUUCUUCUAUAGGUAAUUACUGCUAUCAGGUUUUGUUUAUAGAUAACCAUUAAACAGACAGUUGUGUAUUCUUACUGUUGACUAUCAAUCCAAUGUUCCAUUAUGUGGGAUUGCUAUAGAAAAGAUUACGAUGCACGAAGAUGUAAUGUUCAUUAAGCAUUCAUUCAUUCAUCAUCAUCAUCACUGUCAUGCAGGCUUUCAGGCCAUCUAUUUUAAACAUGCCUUUUCCUGAUGUGCAGGAUAGGUGGCAGAGAUGUGAGCUAGGCUAAUUGGAACAUUAGUUCAUUUUAUUAGACAUACAUGAUUGUGUAUAUAGGGUUCAACCCCUUUUGGCGAUGAAUUGUUUUAUCAUUUAUACUGUAUUAUAGUAGAUACGAAAAGUGAAUACUCCACAUUCGCUGCAAAAAGUUGUGUCUGCUUAAUUGCAAUGCCAGACGUGCUACUGACUGUUGAGUAUCAUGAAAGCGUUCAACUUUGGUCACUAUUAUUGC
Messenger RNA from Branchiostoma floridae (Florida lancelet), 3270 nucleotides. RefSeq lists its product as uncharacterized. The record is from RefSeq and is a predicted model, not a curated record. Gene Ontology annotation, biological process: protein phosphorylation; positive regulation of kinase activity; homophilic cell-cell adhesion. The coding region runs from base 1 to 2688 and encodes 895 amino acids. Gene Ontology annotation, molecular function: transmembrane receptor protein tyrosine kinase activity; ATP binding; calcium ion binding. The transcript has a single exon. NCBI's taxonomy places the organism in Eukaryota, Metazoa, Chordata, Leptocardii, Amphioxiformes, Branchiostomatidae. Gene Ontology annotation, cellular component: membrane; signaling receptor complex.